CUGUCAGCUCUAUAAGGGGGACAAUGGGCACAGCUCCCCAGCCCCCAGAGGGUGCUGGAGGUGUUCCCAGUGUCCCUGCGUGUCCCACUGCCAUGUGGCCCUGCCUGCUGCUCGCUCUGGCCCUGCUGGGCACUGUCCCUGCCAGCCACCCUGGCCCCUGCCAGCUCCAGGGGCUCCCCGCUGGUGAGACCCCCCAGCUGCGCUACACCGUGGUGAACAAGCUGCGCACCUAUUCGGGCGCCCAGCGCUACUGCCAGGACGUGUACCGGGGCCAGCUGGCCUCGGUGCACAGCUCUGCCCGCAACCAGGAGCUGCAGAAACUGGCAAAAACCUACAACAAACUCCUCUCACCCUGGAUUGGAGCUGUCACCAGCCGCAGAGUGAGGGGACACCAGGGAAAAUGGGCUGCCAAAGGGCUGCUGGGUGCUGGCAAAAUCAGCUGGGGGUUGCUUUGGGGGGUGAGGGGCUGGGUCUCGGGUGCUGGGUGCCGGGUGCCGGGUGCUGGGGCUGCUCCGUGCGGGAUGAGCCUGGGGAUGGGGUGCUGAGGCUGGUUUUGAGACAUGAAGAGCUGGUUUUUGGGGUCGAGGAGCUGGGUAGGCGUGGUUGGGGCUGUCACUGAGGUGUUGGCACAGCAGGAGGGGAAGUGGCAGUCCUACUGGGAGGACUCCAGCCCCUGGAACUUCGCGAACUGGGCGCCCACCCAGCCCUUGCACGGCAUCACCACCUGCACCACCCUCAGCGUCCGAAACGGGCUCUGGCGAAGCCGCAUCUGCUACCAGUUGCGCCCGUU
Messenger RNA from Ficedula albicollis (Collared flycatcher), 790 nucleotides. Its product is annotated as proteoglycan 3-like. The transcript is spliced from 5 exons. The record is from RefSeq and is a predicted model, not a curated record. NCBI's taxonomy places the organism in Eukaryota, Metazoa, Chordata, Aves, Passeriformes, Muscicapidae. Bases 24 to 545 code for a protein of 173 amino acids.